UACGUACCCAGCCGUCACCGAUCUCCUUAAAAUUAACUAGCCGCGACGUCGCUGAUUUCGGAUUUAGACCCCGCUAGGGUGUGAGCCUUGCGUGGGUAGGGUCCUGAAAAAGUCAUUCCUAUCAGCAUCCAGAGUACUGUAGCAGUUGGAGUUGACAAAUUGAUGAUUCAGAUUACUUUUUGGGUACUUAUCUAAAAGGGUGAAAGAGUUUUUUAUUUGACAUCUUUUUAGCAGAUGCCACCGACGAUCUAGAAUUCUAGGUUCGGCCAUGGCCACCUGUUUUGUACGGAGCUACAGCACAUUGCAAUAGAUGCAGGCAAGCAAGCAGCAGCAGCUCUUAGUUCAAGCAGCCUAUAAAGUAAGAAACAAGGGAUCAGCCAAAAACACACCUGCAAAAAAUAGUUGAGUUUUCGAGUUCAGAACAAUGUGUAUAGCUGCGUUUGCUUGGCAAGUCCACCCGCUCUUCCCUUUUCUUCUCUUGCAGAACAGAGAUGAAUACCACAACAGGCCUACAAAGCAAGUGGCAUGGUGGGAAGGUGGUGAUAUACUAGGAGGGAGAGAUGAGGUUGCAGGAGGGACAUGGUUGGCUUGUUCAAGAGAAGGGAGGGUAGCUUUUCUAACAAACGUGUUGGAGCUUCAUAAUCUCCCUGAGGCAAAGAGUCGUGGAGACCUGCCUGUGCUUUUCUUAGAGAGCACAAAGACUCCAAAGGAGUUUGCAGAGGAAUUGAUAACAGAGGCCCAUCAGUAUAACGGCUUUAACCUCAUUGUGGCUGAUAUCUCUUCCAAAUCCAUGGUUUAUGUCUCCAACAGGCCGAAAGGAGAACCCAUUGCCGUUCAAGAGGUUUCUCCAGGCAUUCACGUUCUUUCAAAUGCAAAGCUCGACUCCCCAUGGCACAAGGCUCAGCGCUUAGGGCCGAGUUUCAAGGAACAGCUGUGUCAAUAUGGUAAGGGAGAGGUACAUGUGAAAGAUAUGCUUAAGAUGCUAAUGAGAGACACAGUUAAAGCAGAUGAAAGCAAAUUACCUCAUAUUUGUUCCCUCGACUGGGAGUUCAACUUGAGCUCCAUCUUCGUUGAAGUUGACACCCCACUGGGACCUUAUGGCACUAGGAGCACUGCUGCAUUAACUAUAAAAGCAAGUGGGGAAGUGAGCUUCUUGGAGAUGUUUCUUGACAAGAACACUUGGAAAGAAAAAACUGUUAGUUACUACAUUCGGAGGCCGAAGUCAUAGAUAGAGAGAUAAAAAGCAACUGAAAGCCAACGCCAAAAAUAAGAGCUGGCUCAUGCAUUAUUUAUUGACAUGAAAGAGUUAUGAAUGUAAGCCACUUGGUCGAUGUGUUUGUUUAAUGGUGAACGGCCUAUCUAGUCAUAUCAAAUAAUUCUAUC
Molecule: messenger RNA, 1383 nt
Organism: Carya illinoinensis
Lineage: Eukaryota; Viridiplantae; Streptophyta; Magnoliopsida; Fagales; Juglandaceae
Product: transport and Golgi organization 2 homolog
Exons: 6
Coding region: 425-1228 (267 amino acids)
Source: RefSeq, a predicted model, not a curated record